CACAAGGGUCGGUUGCGAGCAGUGUUUGGCAGCUGCUAUUAAUUCGACGAUAAUAAAUGUAAUGUGAUUAUGUUCGUCGCAGUACUCGGACGGACUAACAAGUGAAGUUGACAAAAAUAAAAGGUUAAAAGUUGUUUUGUUGGUGAUUAAUAUUAACGUGUUUUUAUUUUUUGUUCUCUCCCGCAGAUUCGCGAUUCCACCGAACGCUUCUUUGAGAAUAGUGAGUCGGAACCCGCCUUUGAAUAGAGAUAGGCAGAUCAGCAAGCUCGAGUUCGCGAAAAUCCUUCGAACCGCAGAAAGUUUUCCACUGAAGUAAGUAUUCAGGGAGCCGUUUAUCUUUCCAUCCGAGCUUGGAAAACACAACACCUCCGCAGGCGAAAUUAAUUGUGCAGCCAGAUGGAAACAACCAAUGGAAUCGAGUUCGAUUCGGGGAACGCGGAAUUGAACCAGAAAAUUUCCGAAUGGCUGCGAUGGGAUAAGAACGAAAACUCCUCAAAUGAAAUUAAGUCGCUGGUGAAGGCUAAAGAAUGGGCCACCUUGAGUGGACGUUUGCUGAAGCGGCUGGCCUUUGGAACGGCUGGGCUUCGAGGAGUAAUGCAGUCCGGGUUUAAUGCUAUGAAUGAUUUGGUGGUGAUACAAUCAGCCCAAGGACUCUGCCAAUACAUACUUCAGUGUUAUCAAUCGGCGGACGAUCGUAAGCGAGGCGUUGUGCUGGGAUACGAUGGUCGUUACAAUAGCAAAAGAUUCGCCGAGUUGAGUGCUUGCGUUUUCCUUGCCGAAGGCAUCCCGGUGUGGCUGUACAGCAGGACUGUGGCCACUCCGUUCGUUCCCUUCGCGGUGAAGGAACUGUCCUGUCUGGCUGGGGUGAUGGUAACGGCAUCCCACAAUCCGAAGGAGGACAACGGCUACAAGGUCUACUGGACCAACAGUGCCCAAAUCAUCGCGCCGCACGACAAAAACAUUCAGUCGUCUAUUUUGGAGAACCUUGAGCCUCUCGACACUUCAUGGGAUUUGAAUCUUUUGAAAUCGAACAACCUGAAAGACCCGUACGAUGAAAUGGUUCAACUUUACUUUAUCAAGUUGAAGCAAAAUGUUCCGGAAAGCUUCGUAGCCAAUUAUAACCGUAAAUGCCCGCAGAGAUUUGUAUAUAGUGCCAUGCAUGGUGUUGGGUAUCCAUUCAUUGAAAAAUGUUUCGAGACAAUCGGUUUGCAACCGGUGAUUGCUGUUGAGGAACAGCGGGAUCCUAAUCCGGAUUUCCCAACAGUAAAAUUUCCCAACCCGGAAGAAGGAAAAUCAGCACUCAAUCUAUCGAUUAAAUUGGCCAAUGACUCGAAUUGUAGUAUAAUUCUAGCAAAUGAUCCGGAUGCGGAUCGAUUGGCUUGUGCAGAAAAGGAUGUUACGACUGGCGAAUGGCGAGUUUUCAGUGGAAACGAAUUAGGCGCUUUGUUGGGUUGGUGGUCUAUCCGGUGCUACCGGGAACAAUUUCCGGAUAGAAGUAUGAGUGAUUGCUACUUGCUGGCAAGUACUGUAAGCUCAAAAAUGUGUCGAUCCAUUGCAAACGUCGAAGGGUUGAAUUUUGUUGAAACCCUUACCGGGUUCAAGUGGAUGGGUAACCAUUCAGUGGAUCUGAUGGCCGCCGGGAAAACCGUACUAUUCGCAUUUGAGGAAGCCAUCGGAUUCAUGUGCUCUCCAACGGUGCUGGACAAAGAUGGAGUCAGUGCCGCAGGGCAGUUGGCAACAAUGGCUUGUUAUCUGAAGGAAACUUCCAACCAAACGCUAUCGGAUAAGCUGAACGAACUGUACGACAUUUACGGUUUCCAUUGUGCGUUUACUUCGUACCAUUUCUGUUAUGAACCCCCUGUAAUCGAGACAAUAUUCGAAAGGAUCCGAACGUUGACUGGCCCGGAUUGUGGUUAUCCUAAAACCAUUGGAGCGGGCAGGUUCCCCAUCGGAUCGAUACGGGAUCUGACGACCGGGUACGAUUCGAAGCAACCGGAUUUGAAAGCACUUUUACCGUCCAGCAAAAGUUCUCAGAUGAUCACGUUCAGUUUUGAAAAUGGAGCCGUUAUCACUUUGAGGACCAGCGGGACCGAACCCAAAAUUAAGUACUAUGCCGAGAUGUGCGCCAAGCCUGGUCAAAGGGACUGGUGCGGCUCCAGAAAGACACUCAACGAAAUGGUCGACCUGAUCGUAGAAGAGCUUCUGGAACCAACGAAAAACAAUUUGACGCCACGCUCGGAAUAAAUCGGAAUCCCCUCGUACAAAACAACUAUCAACGAAUAAGCCAAUCACGAGGCUUACACACACGAGGAUCUUGUUUCAUAGACAACCUAUUGACAAUGCAGUGCUUAUUCUAUAAUCUCAACUAGAAUCGAUUAGUUUGUAGUUUUGUUCACCUCAGCCGGAUACCAUAUUUACAGUUGAAAACCAGUUCCAGUUCCGGCAAACGCUUCCUAGCAAUUCCGAAGGAAUUUUUUAAGGACCCCAUUGACAAAGUCAAGCUUUGAUCCUUUCAUUCAAUCUCCAGUAACCUGUUAGUGCUCUCACUAGCUUUAGUUUUUCGUUCCAACGCUUACAACACUGUGGUUGUAUUUUAAUCUGCAGUGUGUCGAAUCUUUUUACUUAGCAUUUAACCAGUUGUCGAAAUGAAUGUGAUUUAAUAAACACACGAAACGAUAGAAA
Molecule: messenger RNA, 2682 nt
Organism: Uranotaenia lowii
Lineage: Eukaryota; Metazoa; Arthropoda; Insecta; Diptera; Culicidae
Gene: Pgm2a
Product: glucose 1,6-bisphosphate synthase
Exons: 8
Coding region: 397-2244 (615 amino acids)
Biological process (GO): carbohydrate metabolic process; purine ribonucleoside salvage
Molecular function (GO): phosphopentomutase activity; magnesium ion binding
Source: RefSeq, a predicted model, not a curated record